Messenger RNA from Cordyceps militaris CM01, 1545 nucleotides. RefSeq names its product survival factor 1. Gene Ontology annotation, biological process: response to oxidative stress. Bases 1 to 1545 code for a protein of 514 amino acids. The record is from RefSeq and is a predicted model, not a curated record. The transcript has 6 exons. NCBI's taxonomy places the organism in Eukaryota, Fungi, Ascomycota, Sordariomycetes, Hypocreales, Cordycipitaceae. Gene Ontology annotation, cellular component: cytoplasm.
AUGAGCUUUGAGGUGAUUGGUUUUCGAUUCGGUGACGGGCUCAACUCGGAUACUUCGGUUUACUCGCGUGCAAUUUUCCCCUUGGAAGCGGGAACCAUAUCCGACCAACAUCUCCCUGUUCCCAACCUCAAAGCCCAAACCCCACGCUUCCGCUCACUGGAGGCUUUUGUUGCGCCUGAAAACCCCCCCACUACACCCACUCUUGCUGGGCUGCCCCUCCGGCUUUCCAGCUGCAGCGGUGUGAAAGUACAGCGGCUAGGUAGUUAUUACCGCCUGGGUCGAUCUACAUUUGCUGAAAAGAUCAUUUCGUCAGCCUACAAACUAGCCAUGUUCAACUGGGUUCAGCAGCACUACGAAAGCACCACUGCCAAAGAAAACGCCGCUAAUCAUGGAAAUAACCUUGCCCGCAGGAUCGCCAAUGUCGCUGGCACGCAAGAGCCCAUCUACGGAUCCUCUGCUAUCCGAUCGGUGGCCGAGGAGGCCAAGGAGACUCCCUUUACCGAAAUCGGCCGCGACGACCUGACGUGGAAAGAGAUGGAAUGGACCAAUGUCGAGACGCAAACGUUUUACUUCAUCUCCGACCAAGGCAGAGUCGGCAUGGCGCAGGUUAUUUACAGCAACGUUGCCGGCAUCCGCAAGACGUGCCAGUUCAACUCCAAAAUCUUCUCCGUCGACGAAUCAAAGCCGCACAUGUGGUCCUCGACGCCACUCAACAACUUUGAGAUUAGCGAGGACAAGGCGUCGUUUUACGCGGACGACUGCGCCCUCGAGCUGUCCGCCGACGGCAACUCGUACACCAUCAAGAGUCUCAACGACGAGCACGCCACUGUCAACCUCAAAAUCACCAGGAAGGCGCCAGGCUUCCAGGCCGGAAAAACAGGCACCAGUAGCUACGGCACAGACCCCAAGGAGCCCUGGGGUUGGAUGCGCCAUGCCUUUUGGCCCCGCUGCGCCGUCGAGGGCACCAUCACUACGACCGAUGAAGGCGCCGUCGACUUUACCGGCCGCGGCUUCUACAGCUACGCCCUGCAGGGCAUGAAACCGCACCACGCCGCUGCCCGCUGGAGCUUCCUUCACUUCCAGGGCCCCAGCCACUCGGCCGUCAUGAUGCAGUUCGUCACGCCUCCAUCGUACGGCUGCACAGUCGUAAACGUCGGUGGCAUCGCGACCGAUAGCGCCAUUGUCGGUGCCGGCUGUGACAACACGGCCACAGACAAGGCUGUCGAGGCGGACCCGGAGAGCGGCUGGCCCGCCCCGACUAAUGUCGCCUUUGUCUGGCACGCCAAAGACAAGGACGGCAACCCCGUCGAGGCGGAGAUUGACGCCGCACUCGGAAAGCGCCUAGACCGCGUCGACGUCAUGGCCGAGGUCCCGGCGUUUGUCAAACGCAUUGUGGCUGGUGCCGUGGGAACCAAGCCUUAUAUUUACCAGUAUGCCACCAAGGCUACGCUCAAGCUCAAGGCUGGCGGUAAGGAGGUUACCGAGGAGGGUCAUGUUUUCAGCGAAGCUACCUUCAUCUCGGAGCUCGAGACCCCUUCUGCGUAA